Messenger RNA from Perca flavescens (yellow perch), 1595 nucleotides. RefSeq names its product XK, Kell blood group complex subunit-related family, member 9 (gene xkr9). NCBI's taxonomy places the organism in Eukaryota, Metazoa, Chordata, Actinopteri, Perciformes, Percidae. Gene Ontology annotation, cellular component: membrane. The record is from RefSeq and is a predicted model, not a curated record. The coding region runs from base 335 to 1495 and encodes 386 amino acids. The transcript has 5 exons.
CUGCGCCUGACCAACGAGACUCUCUCACGCGCAGGAGAGGGAAACAGCUGGGGCUCUCGAUCGCUCCCUAGAGUUCACAGGGUUUGUCAUUGGGGUGGAGCCUAUCACAAGUUUCAAAGAAUGAGAAGUGUGAAUCAGAAGUGCUUGCCUCUGACUGUACACUCUGCUGUCUACCAUGAGCAAAGAAUACUGAUUGACCAAAAUGGCACCUGAACGGCUGGGGUCAAACACAAAACUGUCCACAGCAGCUUUUCUUCAGAACCUUCGAAGCAACCACAUUUCUAUAUUUAUCACAGAGUGAAACCUUUAGUUGAACUUUUCAACUGAUGACACAAUGCCUCCAUCGAGCAUUCAGUACACUAAACUGCGAUGGUUAUUAACCAUUGCUGGACUGUUCUUGUACAUGGUGGACAUUUGGACAGACGUCGGGCUGGCAGUGAAAUAUUAUCAAGAGAAACAUUUUGUGUGGACUGGACUGACUCUGGUGUUUGUUCUGGCGGGGGUGCUGGUGACACAGAUCUUCAGCUAUACCUGGUACAGGGACGACAUGAAGGGUUCUCUGGUGAACGUUGUGGGAGGACCAAACAUAUCAGGCAUGUCCACAAGUAGACUUGCUGUCCUGCACCUAUUUGGCAUGGGCAUCUUCACCAGGUAUUAUCGCCUGCUAAGGGUAGGCUUCAAAGUGGUUUGGACAACAACAGAUUCCGAUACAGUGGAAGAGAGAAGAAAUGUGCACCACAAUCUGUUUUGCCUGGCGACAGAUCUGAGCAUGCUCAAACUGUUUGAGGCUUUCUUGGAGAGUGUUCCCCAACUCCUUCUGCAACUAUACAUAGUGAUGGGCCAGAAUGAGUGCUCACUCAUUCAGUAUUUCUCUAUGGCAUUCUCCUUCUUUAACAUUGCCUGGGCCCUGGUUGACUAUCGCCGCUGCCUACGCAGAUCCCUUCCCCACGUCUGUGAGAUGCCCUCUGGCCUCCCCACAGCAAUCUACCUCCUCUACAAACUCUGCACCAUCACCAGCCACAUCCUCAGCUACGCCCUCCUCCUCAUACUGAGCCCCUACAGCACAAUAGCCCUCACCAUCGUCUGGUUUCUGGCUACAAUAUGGACGCACGUGCUCCAGACCAACUUCUGCUCAUCCGGUAAACUUGAGCUGCUGUACCGAGCAGUCAUCGGAGUCAUCCUCACAUUCACCUUUUUCAACGUCAAAGGACAGGACACCAAAGUAGCGAUGAUCAUCUACUACUUGUUCUAUGCUAUUACAAAUAUUAUAGCUCCUUCACUGCUAGCUUUUUUGAAACCAGAGUUGCAGACAGCCACGUUUUUGCUGACAGUCGGUGGUCUAAUCUUUGGAGGUUCAGUGCUGGGGCUAGUGUGUCUCGUGCUGUACUACCUCCUCCUGCAUCCCAGAGAGAAGUGGCAAGAGGCUGAUGAGGUGGACGGCCUGGAGAAUCAAACAGAGACCACAAGGAGAAUAAGGAACUUUUUACAGCCUUGAUAAUAUUAACUAUUUCUGGUUAUGGGGGUGCAGAGAAAAAGAUUGCUGUACAUUGUAUUUAAUGAGGAAAAAAAGCCUGUACAGAGAGAUGUGACGUCAU